AUGACCGGGGUAGUCGGCGAGCCAUCCGGAAGCCACGAGUUCUUUGGCAGCAGCAGCGCGGGCUCGUUCAUGCGACAGAUGCAACGGGCAAUUGAUUCCCGACUAGGGGUAGGGAAUGAUAAUGCAGGGGCUGGCAUCGUCGGAGUCAUAUCCGCCGACGGCCUAAGCGUCACGCAGCGGCCGUUCUCGACCAAGCCCUCAAUCGAGUAUGUCCUUCCUCCGCGAAAAACCGCGGACGAGCUGGUGCAUUCAUACUGGGAGCUCGUGUACCCGCUAUAUCCCUUCCUCGACCGCGACUCGUUCCAGCGUUUCUAUGAAUCAGUCUGGACAGGCUCAGGCCCAGGGCCAGCCCCAGACGAAAGCGUCCUUCUCUGUACGAUGAACGUCAUCUUCGCGCUCGGGACCCAAGUAUCCGGAACAAUCGAGCCCGAGCAGCGCUGGGAAAAGGCAUAUACGUAUUUCCUAAGAGCGGAUCAUAUCCGGGAACAUGAUCUGCGGGACAACGGGUCUGUGAGUCUGGUGUCGUGUCUGCUCUUGAUGGGUAUUUAUUUGCAAAGUGCCAAUAUCCCGCAGAGGUGCUGGAUGGUCGUGGGUCAUGCUAUUCGAAUGGCGCAGAGCUUGGGUUUGCAUCUUCCGGAUUAUAAUGCUCCGGGGAGAUCGCUGCGUGGGAGGGAAGUGGUGAGGAGGAUUUGGCAUGGGUGUAUUCUUAUGGAUCGCGUCCUGGCCAUGACCUUUGGCCGUCCAGCUAUGAUCCCGAAAUGGCUGUCCGCCGUGGUCCCCCUGCCCAGCAUGAUCGACGACGAGUUCCUGGAUCUGCAAGUUGAAGGGUCUUCGAUUCGACCAGACAACGAGCCGUGCAUAAUGGAAUUCUACGUAUCCCAGCUCAAGCUGCACGACAUCAUGGACAACAUCCUCCUCAAGCUCUACAUGGACCACGGCGGACGACAACACCCCGACGUAGUCACCGUGUUCAAGCUAGACGAGGACCUCAUGAACUGGACUGCUGGUCUGUCGGCUGAACUCCAACUGGACGCGCCGUUGAAACAUCGAGAGUCUGUCCGUCAUCGGUUGGCGGUGGUCAAUCGAGUUCGCUUCUUCCACGCACGCAUCUUAUUACUGCGGCCGAUUCUGGCCCAGUUCUGCCUGUCCCAUCACGCCGUAAGACCGAUCGAGAGUCUGGCUAGUCGAAUGGACAUCCAAUGCUCGAGUCUGUGUCUUGAGACGGCCCAUCGAUCCAUCGAUCUGAUCUACUCGCAUCUGAACCAGGACAUGGUAUUUGGACCGGUGCCAGCCUGGUGGUAUUCCGUGCUCUACGUCUACACAGCCGCCACCGUCCUACUAGCUGAGCGAAUCCGCCCGGAGAUCGGCACCACCAUCGCGCAGUACUCCAACGUCGUGUCCUGGCGCCGCGCCAUUCAAAUUCUCAAGGCAUAUGCGCGCAUCGGCACCUCCGCCAAACGAUGCGUCGCUGCGCUGGAGAUCUUAUCAGCCAAGAUCCCAGCCGCUCACUCUUCUGAGUUGCUUCAGGCCGACGAUGCUGAUCCCACCGUGUGUACGGAACCGGCGAACCCGGUUCCGUUUCCUGAUAGCGAUCUGUUCAGUCGUGUUGAUCUCGACGGUAUAUUCCUGGAUUUGGAUGAUAUGGGUUGGUUGCAGAGUGGACCGGAAGCGUGGCGGACGAGUAUGAAUUGA
Aspergillus melleus is the source of this 1692-nucleotide messenger RNA. RefSeq names its product fungal specific transcription factor domain-containing protein. Gene Ontology annotation, molecular function: DNA-binding transcription factor activity, RNA polymerase II-specific; zinc ion binding; RNA polymerase II cis-regulatory region sequence-specific DNA binding. Lineage: Eukaryota; Fungi; Ascomycota; Eurotiomycetes; Eurotiales; Aspergillaceae. The coding region runs from base 1 to 1692 and encodes 563 amino acids. The transcript has 4 exons. Gene Ontology annotation, biological process: positive regulation of transcription from RNA polymerase II promoter by galactose; DNA-templated transcription. Gene Ontology annotation, cellular component: nucleus. The record is from RefSeq and is a predicted model, not a curated record.